AUGAGACGCUCAAGCACAUUAGCACGCCAGCUUCUGGUGCUCCUCUUCCUCUCCAUAGCCGCUCUCUGCAUUGCAGCCCCAACAUCGCCAGAAAACGAUCAUGACCUAAUCAUCAAAGUACCAGAGCAAGCUGCUGCUCCCGCACCGCCGUCCGCAUCCUAUCCCCACGUUGUGAUGGGAUCGACAGAUCGCAAAAAGGGCUCUUCUGAUAGUCCGGCCGCCGACCCAGACCAGGACGCCGAUGGCACGCCAGGAAGUCUUGUCGUCACGACAAAAACACCAGUGAUGCAGGCCGCUCCAACGAUGACCAAAAUCCCUGUUGGCAAACCGAUAGUCAGCUCAGCAUCAAGCGCGUUGUUUACAGAGCCCGGCUUUAUGGCUCUCUCCUUUGCACUGGCCAUGGUCACACUUGGCAUGGGGCUCAUCUGA
Molecule: messenger RNA, 429 nt
Organism: [Torrubiella] hemipterigena
Lineage: Eukaryota; Fungi; Ascomycota; Sordariomycetes; Hypocreales; Clavicipitaceae
Source: the annotation of a GenBank genome assembly